ACAAUUAAGAAGAAAGUAGCAACAACAAGUGCUCUUCUCACAGAAAAGCAAAGGCAUUAUGGCUGUCCUUUUCUCUCUCUUGCCCGUCCUGCCCGGUUUCUUCCUUCCACAUUUCAUGCCUGCCCGUCCUGCCCGUUGUUGAAAAAAACCUCUCUUUCACAUGCAAAUGCAAACUCAAUCUCUCUCUUUCCCACAUACACCUCCUUUGGACUCAAUUUCCUCAACUGGCUUGUCUUUGUUUUGUGUACUUGUGUUGAUCCUUUUGUUGUUUCAUUCAAAACUAUGAUGUUUUUGUUCUUUUUAAUGAUGUUUCUAAAUUUCUAAAUUUUAUAGCUUUCAAUUAUUGCUAUUUAGGUUUCUUGAAGGGUGUGUUUUUUAUUUUUGUCUUUAUUUAUAACCAUUUUCUAAAUUUUGAAUUUUUAUGGUUAUGAUCAUAGUUUUCACAGCCUUAAAUUAUUGGAAUUGAGAUUUCUUGAAGUGGGUGUUUUUUUAUUUUUGUCUUAUUUCAUAAUCCAAGUCUAAAGUUUGAAACUUUAUGGUAAAAUUUUGAAUAUGUAAAAAAAAUUAAAAAUUUAAGAGUUUUUGGAAGAUGGGGUUUAGGAAUAAUGCAAUUCAAGCAGGGAGUUUGGAUGUGGGAGGGAAGUCAAAGGGAAAGAUGAAGAAGGAUUGUGAUGAGAAAGAAAUUGGUUGUUGUGUUAAAUUUAGUUGCUUUGGAAAGUGUAUACCUUCAAGAUUAAAGGUUGAUAGUUCCAAAAGUGGUACCACAAGUGCUCAUAAUGUGGAAAACGCAUCUGCGUAUGAGAGAAGCAAAAAGGAUAGAAGUGCUCCUCCAGGAUCCUCUACAACUAGUAAUGCAGAAAGUAUUCCUUCCACUCCAAUGUUCAGCGAAGAGUUGAAGGUUUCUUCUGAUUUGAGAAAGUUCACAUUCAAUGAGCUAAAGAUGGCAACUAGGAAUUUCCGACCCGAGAGUCUUCUUGGUGAGGGAGGAUUCGGUUGUGUAUUCAAAGGUUGGAUUGAGGAGAAUGGAACUGCACCAGUGAAACCAGGUACUGGACUUACCGUCGCGGUCAAGACCCUCAACCAUGAUGGACUUCAAGGUCACAAAGAGUGGCUUGCUGAGUUAAACAUUCUCGGUGAUAUCGUCCACCCAAAUUUGGUCAAAUUAAUUGGCUUCUGUAUUGAAGAUGAUCAAAGAUUAUUGGUUUAUCAGUUUAUGCCGCGUGGAAGUUUGGAAAACCAUCUUUUCAGAAAAGGGUCGUUGCCUCUUCCUUGGUCAAUCAGAAUGAAAAUUGCACUUGGUGCAGCAAAAGGUCUAAAUUUUCUCCACGAAGAAGCUCAGAGACCUAUAAUCUAUCGUGAUUUCAAGACUUCUAAUAUUCUAUUAGAUGCGGAAUACAAUGCAAAGCUAUCGGAUUUUGGACUUGCCAAAGAUGGUCCUCAAGGGGAAAAUACACACAUAUCGACAAGAGUUAUGGGAACAUAUGGUUAUGCAGCUCCUGAAUAUGUGAUGACUGGUCAUUUGACAUCAAAGAGCGACGUCUAUAGUUUUGGAGUAGUACUACUUGAAAUGCUCACCGGACGGCGAGCUGUUGAUAAAAAUAGACCAAACGGUGAACACAAUCUUGUGGAGUGGGCGAGACCUGUACUUGGAGAACGAAGAUUGUUAUUCCAGAUAAUUGAUCCUCGUCUUGAAGGUCACUUCUCGGUCAAAGGGGCACAGAAAUCCGCCCAACUAGCUGCCCAAUGCCUUAACCGUGAUCCGAAAGCUAGACCUAUGAUGAGUGAAGUUGUUCAAGCUCUAAAGCCUUUGCAAAACCUCAAAGAUAUGGCUAUCGCGUCAUAUCACUUUCAAGUUGUGCGAGUAGAUCGUACAAUGUCGAUGCCGAAUUCUAAAAAUGGCACACAAACACAGGUAGCAUCUUUAUCAAAGAAGGGUCAACCUAUGAGGAUCUUGUCAAGUCCAAAUGGUCAACAUGGUUCUCCGUAUCGUCAUUAUAUCAAGUCACCAAAACCUAAAAAUGGAUAAGAAUCGUGAUUUUCACUUGUUAAUUCGCUUCUCUAUUCAUUUGGUUUUCUCAACUGAGCCAUUAGCUGAACAGAAAUCAUUAAGUUAUAUAUGUUGUUAUUGUGAAUUUGUAUACAUUUUCCACCAUUUCAUAGAGCUUCUUUCCUUUUCAGAGUGUAUUUUUUGUAAAGAAAACAAGUGGUGGUGUUAGCUCAUGUUAUUAUUAUUCAUAGAUAUUUACAUACUUGUUGGUCAAUGUACUCAUCAGUAAAUACUUAUAUCAAUGUAAUCAAAUGUUAUACUUGUAAGAGAAACAUGCUAGAGCCUAGACCUAGCUUUGAAUGACUUUAAAUUUCUGGAUUUAAUCCUA
This is a messenger RNA of Medicago truncatula (barrel medic), 2375 nucleotides long. Its product is annotated as probable serine/threonine-protein kinase PIX7. NCBI's taxonomy places the organism in Eukaryota, Viridiplantae, Streptophyta, Magnoliopsida, Fabales, Fabaceae. The coding region runs from base 590 to 2026 and encodes 478 amino acids. Gene Ontology annotation, molecular function: ATP binding; protein kinase activity. The record is from RefSeq and is a predicted model, not a curated record. The transcript has 6 exons. Gene Ontology annotation, biological process: protein phosphorylation.